Molecule: messenger RNA, 2639 nt
Organism: Xenopus tropicalis (tropical clawed frog)
Lineage: Eukaryota; Metazoa; Chordata; Amphibia; Anura; Pipidae
Gene: otulin
Product: OTU deubiquitinase with linear linkage specificity
Exons: 10
Coding region: 404-2029 (541 amino acids)
Biological process (GO): protein linear deubiquitination
Cellular component (GO): cytoplasm
Molecular function (GO): cysteine-type deubiquitinase activity
Source: RefSeq, a predicted model, not a curated record
CCCGCAUUAGAACGUCAUACAGCGACACCACUUUGCCUACAUAAGAGGGAACGAUAACAGUCGCCGCCGUUGUGGCAUGCAAUACCCACACUUCCUAGAAUGAUGAUGUAUAGUAAUUCAUAGAUCGUCAUGAGGCGGAAACAACAGACUCCGUGUUGUGACAGUACCACCAAGUAAAACCUUUCAGCACAGCAACAUAAGAGGAACCAUGGAGGACUGUGAGUGGGAAGGAGGAGGAUGAAUGUAUUUCCGGCUCUGUCACACACAAACCGUAAUCUACGAACCUGUUGCAUGUGUUAACUGUAAAUAAAGUUCUGGGCAAUUGAAUUGCUGCCCAUGGGAAUUGAAGUCUUACGCGGUCCAGUUUCCGUCUAUAUUUCGAGUAUGCAACGCUGUGAGCUGGAUGGUGACAGGUCAGCUGUUCGUAUGGGUAUCGUUCUGUCCAAUGGGAGGUGACCUGUAUAGGGCUCGGUGUGGUAUGGCUUCCCGGGCGAGCAUCUGUAAGCCUGAAAGAAAUGAUUCUUUGAAAGUGAAAGUGCCCAGUUCCAUAGAGAGCUCACAGCAGCUGGAGCCUGAGAUUCUGAAUUGUGCUGUACAGCUGUCUGUCUAUCAUAGAACAGAGAGGUCUGGCUGCAGCAGAGAUAUCCCCGAAGGCCUAUCAGACAUACCAGAAAAGAAUAUUUUACCACAGAAUUCAUAUGCUAGUGAUGACAGGACAUGCUCAGCUGAGAUGGAACCACUUACAAAAAGGACAUCAGGCGAUUGGUCAUCAGCAGUUGAUGAAGAAAGAGACAUGGGUGGCCUGUGUGAACACAGUAAGAAGUCCAAACUGCUUAAUGAUCACCAAGAUCGAUUUAGCGAAAAUCAAGUUUUAAUUGCACAUGCUAAAUCCACAAGUCUGGACCUAAUACCUUCAGUCAAGUUACAGAAUGACCUGAUUCAACACCCAUGUAAGGCUGAUGACUCUACAGGAGCUAAUGCUGUGGAUAAUGAUAUGAAGUACCCAUCUAGUGAUGCACAAAUAGACGCCGAAGAUUGUACUGGUACUGAGACAAAGAAUGGAAAAGAGCAAUUGGUUGCGUCACAAUUAGAAAAGCAAAUUACUUCAUCUUUGGACAAUGAAGAAGAUCUUUAUCGAGAUGAAGAGGAAAUUGAAAAAGAUAAGAGUAAGAUAGUGCCUGCUGCUACUGAAAGGAUUGUUGCAGGUGAUCAUAAACUUGGAGUGGGGCCAGAGAUGGACAUUGUGGAGUACUGUAAAAAAGAAUGGCGCGGCAAGACAACAGUUGCACAGAUAAUGAAAAAGGGCUAUGAACAAGUGUCUCAUUCCUUUGGUUCCAUAAGGAGGGUGAGGGGAGAUAACUACUGUGCCUUGAGGGCUACAUUGUUCCAGGCUCUUAGUCAAACUGCUAAGCUCCCUGAGUGGCUUGAUGAUUCAGAGCUUAAUCAAUUGCCUAAAAGGCUCGCUACAAAACAUGAAUGGAUUAAGUUGUGGCGGUUCUGGAAUGUACAUGGAGGCAAAGAUGUUGAAGUCCGACUCAAGGAAUAUAUUGAUUUGCUCAAGGAGAAGUGGGCAGCUUUAAGCAGAAUGAAGACACCAGAGGAGAGGCAGGCAGCUUGCGAUGAGAUCUUUACCAAUGAGGAAGUCGAGUAUUGUCUCUAUGAAGGGGUAAAAUUUGUGAUGUUGAAAACAGCCAUUGAUUUAUACAAUGCAAAUAACGAGGGCAUGGAAGUGCCAGUGUUCUCAUGGUUGCUUUUUGCUCGGAACACGUCCAGCAAUCCUUGUGAGUUUAUGAAGAAUCACUUGAAUCAAGUGGGGCACUCUGGAGGACUUGAGCAGGUGGAAAUGUUUCUUCUUGGAUACGCGCUUCAGCACACUAUCAAGGUGUAUCGGUUGUACAAAUGUGGAACAGAUGAAUUUAUUACAUACUAUCCCAAUGACAAGACAAAUUGGCCUACAGUGACUCUGAUAACCGAAGAUGAUCGACACUAUAACGUGCCUGUCCGAGUGUGUGAAGAAACAAGUGUAUAAAUACAUACAAAUGGGGUUUUUUCAUACAAUACAAGAAUUUCUUGUUCUGCAUACAACCAGCUUUUACAAAGCAACUGUAAUUUGCUUUGUUUUGAACAGUGGAAGUAAACAUUGUUAUCAAAUAUGACUUUUUUUUUUUAUAUACUAUGAAACAUCCUGUAUUUCUAGAAGAAAGGUGCCUCUUGGAGCUUGUACAUCAGACUAAGCUCAGUUUAGCCUACAUAUGAAGCAGGUUUUAUUGAUGUAAACGGCACACAGAGUCACGCUCUUUUUUUUCCUUUUUAAAAGAAUGCUGUGCCAUGUGCACUAUGUGCACCAUAUUUCCCAAUAAAGUUUGCUCCAUCUGUAUGUUCUGCUUUUUUACCAUAAGUCACUGAUAUUGCACUGAAGGAAAAAAAAACUCAGAUGCAGUUUGUGUAGCAGUGUUUGAAAUGAAGUAUAUUAAGAAACACUGCCUUAUUAGAGAAGUGAUGGGGAAAAAUGAACAUUGAGUAAUGUCAUAAUUAUACUGGAUAUAUGAUGUGUUAGUGUUGUGUGUAUGUUUGAUGGUAAGGAAGACAUUUAGAGAAAAGGAAGAGUGUAUUUAAUGUUACAAAUUAAAAAUGUAAAU